Molecule: messenger RNA, 2526 nt
Organism: Liolophura sinensis
Lineage: Eukaryota; Metazoa; Mollusca; Polyplacophora; Chitonida; Chitonidae
Product: acyl-CoA 6-desaturase-like
Exons: 11
Coding region: 133-1434 (433 amino acids)
Biological process (GO): lipid metabolic process
Cellular component (GO): membrane
Molecular function (GO): oxidoreductase activity, acting on paired donors, with oxidation of a pair of donors resulting in the reduction of molecular oxygen to two molecules of water
Source: RefSeq, a predicted model, not a curated record
UCAAGAAAAACAAACCGGCGAUAGUCAGCGAUUGCUGAAAAGGGUAACUGGAUUUACUUUUCGAAGGCCGAAGGAGAUCAGGUCAUUUUUGUCUAAAUUUGUCUAAGACACCGACAUUGUUUUGCUGAGAACAUGUGUCAGCGGGACGACGAAAGCAGCCCUGUGAGCCUGCCAAUGUACACGUGGGAAGAAGUCAGAAAACACACAGCGAGAAAUGACAGCUGGCUUGUAAUAGACAGCAAGGUAUACAAUGUCACAAACUGGGCCCGGAAACACCCCGGUGGGGGCAGACUUUUAGGGCACUAUGCUGGGGAAGACGCGACGGAUGCUUGGGUUGGUUUUCACAAUGACAAACAGUUGGUGUCCAAGUUUCUGAAACCUCUGCUGAUUGGACAACUGGCCCCAAAUGAAAUCACGGAAACACCACUUAUGAAAGACUUCAGGGACUUGCGGAAGAAACUGGAAGACAUGAACCUGUUUAAAGCAGACAGAAUUUUCUUCCUGCUGACAGUGGGGCAGAUACUCCUAUUUGAGCUCAUCGCUUGGGUGAUUUUCUACUGCAUGGGUACAGGCUGGGUACCCUUCCUCCUGGCUUCCCUCUUCCUUGUAACAGCUCAGGCUCAGGCUGGCUGGUCCCAACAUGAUUUUGGUCACUUGUCCGUCUUCCGCAAGUCAAAAUGGAACCACAUUGUGCACAUUUUCAUCAUCAACUUUUUGAAGGGGGCCUCUGCUGACUGGUGGAAUUAUCGGCACUACCAGCAUCAUGCCAAGCCUAACAUCAUCCGUAAAGACCCAGAUAUCAGGAUGGAGAUGCUGUUUCUGCUGGGAAAACAGCAACCUGUAGAGUUUGGGAAGAAAAAGAAAGGAUUCAUGCCCUAUAAUUACCAGCACAAUUAUUUCUACCUAGUUCUUCCUCCUCUGCUGCUACCAUUAUACUUCAACUAUGAAAUUCCGUACUUUUUGAUAAGCCGCAGGAAAUGGGGGGAAUUGGCAUGGAUGUUAUCGUUUUUCCUACAUUAUUGUUUGUUAUUUGGCUGUUUUCUGGGAGUUUGGGGAACUCUAGGCUUGUAUCUGUUUGUCAGAUUCCUGGAAAGCCAUUGGUUCGUCUGGACAACUCAGAUGAACCACAUUCCCAUGGCUGUGGAGCGUGAACAGAGACUCGACUGGGUGACCAUGCAACUCAAGGCCACAUGUAACGUCAAACAGUCCUGGUUCAAUGACUGGUUCAGCGGACAUCUUAAUUUCCAGAUUGAACACCAUUUAUUUCCCACAAUGCCGCGGCACAACUACCACAAGGUGGCGCCACUUGUACAGUCUCUGUGCCGAAAACAUGGUCUGAAUUACCAGUCAAAGGGGCUAUUUGAGGCUUUCAAGGACAUUGUUGUAUCUCUGAAGGAAUCGGGAGAGUUGUGGUAUGAGGCAUAUCACAUGUGAGCUGACCAUAGAGAAACAAAAAAUUUAAUUAUUAUAAAUUGUUCAAGAUUUUUAUUGGAAUUUGUGUUUGCAUUGAAAUAGAAAGCUUUUGACUGAUUUUUACGCCAUGGUCACGAACAUCCGUGAGUUGACACGAAUCUGGAUGAGAUCACAAAGCUAUUGUUUACAGUCACACUGGAUCUGCCAAUUUUUAUUGAUUCAGUUUUAAUUCUGAAGCUGUCCCUAACAUGUUGGAUGUACAAGUGUAUACUACUUACAUUUCUUCAGUGAGCAUGAAUGUUGUGUGAUCUAGGAUGCAGUGAUGAAAGAUUUAAGAAGACAUUAAUAAUGUAGACCUAUUCUACAAGCUAGGCUAAAACCACCACAGACAGCCUAGGAGUUAGCCACUAGUCUGCCAGGAGUUUGCCCAUGGUGUGGAAUGAGCAGUAAAGACCAAAUAUCCCGUUUGGUUUGUCUUCAUCAUACAUACAGGCAAUAGCAAUAAGGAUGUCCUGAAAUAGGACACUGCCUUGGUUGAGUAGGACACUGCCUUGGUUGAGUAGGACAUUGCUUGGUUGAGUAGGACAUUGCCUUGGUUGAGUAUGACACUGUUUUGGUGAGACGGCAUUGUUAACUUUAAAUGACUAUCUUGUUUCCUCAUAUAGGAAAUUUCCAUGGGAGAGUUGUGUCCCAUAGUCAGUAGUUUUUCUGGAAGCCAAGACUGUUUAUCCAACAUGUCCAAUGAAGUAGAUGCUCUGCUUUUUUCAUUUUAGCCAAUUUCUCUUUAUCUGCGGGCUACCAUUAAAAGGAAAUCUACCUGUGUUCAACAAAAAUGUAUGGAAAAUCUUGCUAAGAUGGCCACAUGAAAAGUCUAGCCCCGCUUGUACCUCGAUCUGCCCAGUAGAUGGGUGUAGGGGUCAGCAAGGUGUUAACCUGGACUCAAAUACAUAAACACAUGUAAAUUACAUUAGAUAUGCACUCUCAGCAUUCCAGGGGAGGCAGUAGUAGAACACUUAAAGCCUGCUACAAGUGUGAUAAGGGUGAGCUUGGUUGGGCAUGGAGAGGUUGCAUGUGACAUCAUCACCUUGGCAGAGCAAUAGCCAGGUUAGCCAU